AUGACAGAUCCUAAAGCCAACAAUAGCACUACACUGCCAUCUAUUUCCCAUCUCUUAAAUCCUACAUCCCAAGAAAGAAUAGCAUCCAAUGCAAGUGCCAAAAACACAACUUGUUUGAGAGAUCCAUCUGAUCCGGCAUGUUCAAAGCAAAACCAUGCGUACUCUACUACAAAGCUUCUCCAAGAUUAUCCAUCACCACCGCUUUCAUCAUCAGCUUUGGACUAUCCAACAUCAUCCAUUCCACCUCUUCAGGGUAAUGAUCCACCUCCACGACACGCACGCACAAUCAGCAAUGAUAGCGAUAGCACAAUGACUUCAUUGUCCGAUACACAACGUUCAUAUCAGCGGUUUUCGAGAUGGGGUACAUCACCCACUAGUAUGCAAUAUUUUCAUACACCUAUUUCUGCACCAUGGACUGUACCAAAGGAUAAGGAUGCUGCUGUUGAAGCUUCAUCCUCUGUGUCAAAGCCAUCAAUUCAAGUGAAUCCUUCAACGUCAGAACGUCUUGAAACACCGGCACCCACCCGAUUAUCCUUUACGUCUACAGGAGAGCCUAUUCUCAAACGACGACGGGGACGACCACCAUCCAAUGCACGUGAAGCAUGCACUUGGGAAGGUGGCUGGACAUUUUUAUCGCCCACUGUAUGGUCCGUCAACAACAACAACAGCAAUCAGGUGACCGCGCCACCAUCUACCACGUUGCCUGUUUCAUCAUCAUCAUCAGGACAACAAAACAACCAGCCAAGAAAAACAUUAGAUGCAGCAACAACAUCACAACAACAGUCACAUUCGGGAGCGAUAUCUGAUAUUGCAGCAUUCUCAAGUUCUGAUUUGUCCAAUGUAAUGCAUAUGCCAAAACGUAAACGAGGAAGAAAACCGAAAAAGCACCUUGUUGGCCACUCUUGCUUUGUAUGGAAAGAUAUACCCAUAGUAAGAUCUCCAUUAUCCACAGCCAAAGCACGUGCCACCGCAGCUGCGAAUCGUCUGAGAAAAGAAAAAGAGCGUCAGGAACAACAAAAACAAAAGCAGCAAGAAAACGUUCUCAUUGUUGAUGACAACAAAGUGCAUCAUGAAGACAGCUGCUAA
This is a messenger RNA of Lichtheimia ornata, 1086 nucleotides long. RefSeq lists its product as uncharacterized. Lineage: Eukaryota; Fungi; Mucoromycota; Mucoromycetes; Mucorales; Lichtheimiaceae. The coding region runs from base 1 to 1086 and encodes 361 amino acids. The transcript has a single exon. The record is from RefSeq and is a predicted model, not a curated record.